AGUCUGAACUUCAAGAAAUAGGGAGGUAAAAUUAUACAAACCUGCAUAAAAAUUCAUGUUUAAAUUGAUUGUGGAAAAUCCAGAUAAACCCAUUGCAUCUGGACUUCAAGUUAAAGCUGUUGUGGAAUAUACUCCCAAGUGUGUAGAAGAUCUUCAGGAUAAACUAACCCUUUUAGUGGAAGAUGAUGUAGUUCAUAUCCCCCUGCUUGGAUUAAUUCCAUACUGUGAUCUGGAAGUAGAGUCAGAGGUUAAUUUUGGUGAAAUGAUUGCAAACAAUAAACUAGUUACUAAAGAGAUUAGUGUUGCUAACCGUGGAACAACUUCAGGUGUAUUUAGAGUAACAUAUGAUGGGGUUGUCCUGCUUAAUAUAAAACCUGCCAGAGGAGUGGUAAAGCCAAAAUCUGUAAGGAAGAUUAAAGUGGAUAUCUGCACAGAUGUACCCGGAGUCAUCAAAGAAAUGAUGAAAGUGGAGUUGGAAAGUCGUGGCUUUACUGAAGUAUGGAUCAAAGGUGUUGUGGUUGAACAAGUUCUUAAAGUUCUUGGAGUGUCUUGUGGAAAAGCACUGAAAUGCAUUAACUUUGGACCUCUUUACUUUGGAACUUCAAAGACUGAAAAAGUAUUUUUAUACAAUGAAAGCUCGGAGUGUGUGGAUUGGGUAGCAGUACUGGAAGACAAUGCCAUUGGAGAAGAGAUGGGGACAGAUCUUCAGGGGAAUACAGAUGCUGUUCUACAUGACUUAAGCCUGAAAAAUAAAGAUUUAGAUGUUUCCACCUUGAUCUUGUGCUUUCCCAAUCAAGGAACUUUGCCUCCUCAUGAGAAAUCUUUGAUUACAAUCUGCUUUAGUCCAGAAAAAUUUGAAAGAGAGUUUGAAGUGAAUGAUGCAUCACUGAUUCAAGAUUAUGUCCUGUUUCUGAGAUUUGAAGCUGUUGGGGAGAGAGGUGACUGUCUGCAGAAGCUCAGUGGUGGUGCCACAGCAACCACAAGGAGUUUUUCUCGUCAUGUGGACUUAGCUUUGAUGGGUUCUGGGUUUCCUGUGAUAUUAACUUUUAAGCCAGGAAGAGUAAUUCAUUUUAAGGACUGUUAUUUGGGUGAGCAAGCACAAGUUGUGUGCACAAUGAAGAACGAAUCUGAGUUCCUACCAGUAACGUUCAGCUUCCGCAAGACUGCUCACUUCAAUAUUUCUCCUGAAAGAGGAAAACUUAAAAGAAAAUCUGAAAAGGAAGUGAUGAUUUCAUUUUCUCCACAUCAAAUAGGAGCAUUUGAGAUGAAGCAAAUUAUUGAUAUCAUUGGUACAAGAGUAGAUAAAAAUAAUGUAGAGGUUUUGAAGACAAAAUCCUUUCAUCAGAUAUAUUUGACCUUACUUGGUGUGUGCAAAUCUAAACAAACAAGCAUUGUAUUCACAAUUAAUCCUGGUCUAACACCGUUGAUUUCCAAUGCAACUGGACAAUUUGCAGUUCGUGGCACGGGACAGCUCAGUGUUACAGCACCUGUGGCAAUCCUUAAAUCAACCCAAACACAAAUUCACAUUCACCGGAAAAACAGGAAUUGUAAGGAUGAUGCACUUAUAGCUUUUCCUAAUGAUCGUGCAGCCAGCCUUAGGCCUAGUGAAUGGAACAAAACAUACAGGACUAUUUUCACAAAGACUGAGAGGUAUAAUUACAUAGACCCAGAAUUUGCUUAUACUGAGUCUGAAAGACUGUUAAGAGAAGAAAAUAGGAAACACUAUAUAAACUUCAUUUCCUGUUUGAGACAGCAUCGCUUAGAGAAAGAAUCUGCUAGGCAGUUUUAUAUUUAUAACACUUCUGUGAGCAUAGGCAUUAAACCAGCUGAAGGUCUGAAGUCACCAACAAUCUCAAUCGCAGAUUUUCCCAAGGAGAAGCCACAGUCCAGAAUGCUUCCUUUAGAUGACAAUUGCUUGUUAACUAGUCGAGAACUGGCAGCAAUUCUUUCUAAAUCUACAAACAAAGGAGUUUGGAGCUGGCUUAGUCCCAUGCCAUAUUCUACCAAGGAAAAGGAAGAUUGUCAUCUAACUUUGACACACAAACAGCUUCAUCAAAUAUUCAUUGGUCCUUCUACUAUAGAUUUUGGUGAGGUUUGUGUGUAUUCUACAACAACCAAAGAACUGCACAUCAUCAAUAACUUGUCAGUUCAUAUUUGGAUACAAAUUGAGAUUGAAGUUGAGGAACUGAGGGAGACAUCUCCAUUGUCUCAGGUGGUGCCUCCUCUUACAAAAACUCAUAUUCCAGUUGUGUUUGAGACGACCACUGUUGGAAUGUUUAAAAGAUCUUUGAGUUACAAAAUAAACAACCGACACAUUGGACAUGUGCUGGUAGUUGCACGUGCAAUGCCUAUUGAACUUCAGCUGUCUACAAGGGAACUGAUUCUGACUCCUGUUCCUGGCUGCCUAGCAGGGACAGAGUUUAGAAGAACUGUCAGGGUAUGCAAUCCCAGAAACUAUCCUGCUAGCUUUAGUUGGAAAUCUGUAACUGGAGAUAGAAAAUCUGCAUUUACUAUAAAGCCAAUCAGAGGGUUUGUGGAGGCCUAUAGUGAUGUGGAGUGUGAAGUUGUUUGGCAUCCAGGGUUCAACACUCUAGAAACAGGACAAUUCAUCUUGUCUGUGCGCAAAGGAAAUUCAAUUCACUUGAAAUGUUUUGCAAAGUUUGGUACUACUAGAGUUCAGUUUAUGGCCCAAAAUAUAUCCUUUUUUCAUAGUCCAAUUGAUUUCACUACUUGUAAGACAGCCACUAUUCUAAACACAGGACACAACCAUGCAUACUUCCAAGUUCUUGACACAAACCCACUGCCUGGAAUGAAAAUCACCCCCUCUGUAGGAGUGAUACCUGUGGGAGGCGUUGCUGAUCUCAAAAUCUCUUUCUCUCCAAAGACACACAUGAAUUUUGAUAAAAAAGUGGAGGUGGCAGUGAGGAAUGCAGCAGAACUCACACUUCGGAUUGGUGGAUUUUCAGAGAUCACUGAAAUAGGCAUUGAUGUGGAAGUAUUUGAAUUUGGUGGUCUUGCUGUUGGCGCUACAAAAUCAAUUCCAUUUUUACUGCAGAACAAGGGACAAUCUUGUACCAGAGUGGAGUUUGAUUUUUCUACAUAUAGGGAUUUUGAAUUGAAUGCUGAAGACAAUUCAGUGAUUGACCAUUCUCGUUCAAACCCCAAUUUGUAUUCAAUUACCUUAAAGGGAGGGUCAUCUUUGCAAUGCUUCUUGAUCUUGGUGCCAAAAAAGAUGGCAGCAUAUGACUUCAUUCUCCCAAUUGCUACUCCUCGAGCCAGUACCCCACCUCCAGUUCCUCCCGUGCCUCUGAAGCGCGGCGCAGUCGCACCUCAUCCGCCCCCGGAGGCUCCAGCUCUUCCACUCUGUAAAGUCAGAGCUCUUGUUACUCAACAAGUAUUGGAGUUCUCCUCGAUGGAAUUUAAAUUUGAACAACAUUCAAGUAACAUGUGUUCCAGAACCGCUCGUGGGAGUAUGAAUAACCUUGUCCUGAAGAAUCUCACAAAAGAGACUCUGAUUUGGAAAUUGAAUUUUGAUGAUGCAGACAAAAAUAUAGAAGAUGGCAUUUUCAGAUUUAGUCAGAAGCGUGGAUGUGUGUAUAAAGAAAAAGAAGUCAGUAUUACUGUGUCAUUCCGCCCUCUUACUCAACAAGUAUUGGAGUUCUCCUCGAUGGAAUUUAAAUUUGAACAACAUUCAAGUAACAUGUGUUCCAGAACUGCUCGUGGGAGUAUGAAUUCUCAGAACCUUGUCCUGAAGAAUCUCACAAAAGAGACUCUGAUUUGGAAAUUGAAUUUUGAUGAUGCAGACAAAAAUAUAGAAGAUGGUAUUUUCAGAUUUAGUCUGAAGCGUGGAUGUGUGUAUAAAGAAAAAGAAGUCAGUAUUACUGUGUCAUUCCACCCUCCUUGUCCUGGGACAUACACAUCUGAAAUAUCCAUGUAUCUAGAUGAUGAUCCAUCACAGUAUGUGCUGAAAUUGUCUGGGACGCUGAGGAUGCCAAAAAUAGAUUUUCAUCCUCCCUUUUUAAUGCUGAUGCCAGUUCCUCUGGGUGUGGAAACUGAAGCAGUGGUCACCAUCAUUCCACAGGAUUUUUUAAGACAAUCACGAAUUAGAGUUAAACUUCCUGAGCUUGAACUUGCAGAUGGUACCAGAACUCUCCCUUUUUCUGUGCAGUUCCCAGAGGGACAAGAUAUUUUUCUUUCAUCAGAUGGAACAACUAAUGAACUGACUUGCCAUGUCAGCUUCAGUUCAUCCAAGCCAGUGUCAUUUUUAGGGGAAAUGCUCUUCAUUGACCAGGAAGAAAACAGGUUCCCAUUUCGGGUUGCUGGAACAGCAGACAAUUGUCUUCUUACCUUAUACCCGUACUUGGCAUUGCACUGCUCUGAUCAAAAAAUUAUCUGGAGAAGCAACAAUCAAGACUUCAGCACUGGAGAAAUUGUUUUACAGCCAAGUUUUACACCACGAUCAUCAUCACAUAGUUAUUCCACAAGUUCUUUGGGUGUUGCUAGUGACUCAAUCUAUGAAGAUUCUUCAUCAGAGAGUACCACUUGUGAAAGUGAGAGCAAUGAACAAGAGAGUGAUGAGAGUGAAGAAAUAAGAGAAGAGAGUGAAAGUGACAGUCAGGGUGAUGGGAGAGGAAAUAAACAUGAAUUAUCAUUUUUUCCUGAUGAAGAUAAGGAGGAGUACACCUUCUUUCAAAAGACCCUGAAAGCUGUGAAGAGUUGGUUCACACUGUUUGGCUGGUCUAAGGGACAAAAUCCCAUUUCAGUACCUCACUCACUGAGACGUGAUGUGUGUAUAGUCCAGCUAACCGUUGCACAAGAAAAGAAUUUUAAACGAAAGGUUGACAAAUAUAAGGGAUUUUAUGAGAUGAUAUUGCAUCUGAAUGGACAACCAAUACCAGGCAUUGCAGCGAGCCAGUCAUUGCCCCCUGAUCCAGUAGAAAGAAUGUUCCAACUCCAUUGGCAGCAUUCUGAAUUGCUUUCCUUCCUUAAAAGCCAAGGAGCAUAUCUUUCUCAUGUUAUGCCAGAAUUUCUGCUUUCACCUGAGGAUUAUGAGAUAUGGACAGAAGUGAAUACUGGACUGAGGUGUUUUACACCUGAAGUGAAGAGAGGAAGCAUGAGGAGCUCAGGCAAAUUAAGUGGCAGGCCUAUUUUUGUUCUGGAGGACAGAAUGUUUGAGACAAUGAGCAAACGAGCUUGGACAGAUGUGCUGCUGCAGAUAUACAAGGUGUUUGUUCUUCCACGCGUUUCUUCCCGUAUUGUUUCUGACCCAUCAAGCUUGGAAAACUUGCAGAACAUACCAGGAAUAAAAUCAGAACCUUUAUCCAGUAAUAUAUAUUCUCGACAUGAACGAACCAUCCUCAUCUGGUUGAAUAAACAUUAUGAGAAAAAUCGAAAAAUUGUGUGGAAAGAUAGUCAAAGAGGUGGAAUACCACCCAUGAGGUGGAUAGUGAAUUUUGACCGAGAUCUUCUAGAUGGUCUGGUACUGGCAGCACAGAUAGCAGCUUAUUGUCCAUACUUGAUUCCCACUCACUUCAUAAAGAUGUAUACUAAUCCAAAAACUUAUGAGCAGUUUCUGCACAACUCCUUGAUACUUGUGAAGGCUCUUCAUGCUAUCAGUCUGGAUCUAGACAUAAAGGCCACUGAUAUCUGUGAUCCAAACCCUGUCAUGAUGCUUAUUUUGUGUGUCCACCUGUAUGACACUCUCCCUCAGUACUUACCCAAGAGCAGUAUAGAAUUUACAGGUCCUCUCCAUGCUACCAUUGUGAAGCAGGUGCGCCUGAAAAACCCGAGCAAUAAUACUUUGGCAUACAGUGCUAUUGUUGUGGGAAGAGAUGCUGGUGAUUUCUCUUUGCCUAAGGGAAACACUGUUACCAUUCCUGCUACGAGACAAGGCUUUAUAAAUGUGGAAUUCACAAUUCGUUUUCUGCACCCUGCUGAAGCAGUAUUGAUACUGAUCUCAAAUAAAGUUGAUGGAAGAGAUGGUGCCACACUGACAUUCUCUCUGAAAUCUGAAGUUAAGAAUAUUGAGCCUCUUGGUAUGAUAAAGUGCAAAUCCCCAUGUUAUGAGCUGAAGAAAUUGAACCUAAAUGUUACUAAUCCCUUCAGAACCGAUGGCACAUUCAGGGUAAUUUUGCUGGAAUCCACAAACUAUUUAGUGCACCCAGAGAAAAUGUAUCAAGCCAGGCAAGUAAAGCAAGAGGUAAAGUUUAGUUCUGAAAAUAGCCUGUUAAAUUCAAGAAUUGGUGCAUUGCCUGAAGAUUCAAAGGAAGAGACUUGCUCUGAUCAAUCUGGCCUCCUGCAUGAGUUCUUCAGUCCAAUGGAAGAAGUGGUCUUGAAAGCGAAAGGUUCUGCAGCCUUAGAUAUUCACUUCCUUCCCUUUCAUCAGGAAAAGCGUUACUGCACUGUCAUUCUGGUUAAUGAAAAGAUUGGAGACUUUGUGUAUCUGAUUGAGGGAACAGGAGAUUUACCUUUGCCUUCAGAAUUGCCUGCACUGGACAGUCCAAAUGUUUUGUGUGCUACCAAUGCCUCAGAAGAUGCAAGUGCAGUACAACCAGUUUUAUAUUUGAAAUGUGGACUUGGUCAGACUCUGGAGGAAAAUCUGAGGAUUCCACUGAUCAAUGAGUCAAGAGAGAGGGCCCUGGCUCUCGCUGCACAGCAGCAGAUGUCAGCCCUUGAGUAUGAGAGGAGAUUGAUGACUGGGACUCUGCAGAGCAGCACCGUUCGAGUUGCAACUGCAUUGUUGGGGCUGUCCAGAGUAGAGAGACAUGCACUUCUGAAACCCCGUAAGCGCCCCUCAGAGAUGAAGUACGUGGAUUACAGUGUAGAACUGAGCAUGAAACACUUCUUUGAAGUUCCUAAAAAGUUCUCUAUUCCAGUGUUAGCUUCAGCCAGAGUUAAUUUGGACAAUUCAUCAGACAAAUGCACUGCAUCUCAGAAAACAGGUGGAAUUGAUACAGUUGAGUUUCCUCUAAAAUUCACUCCUAAGCAUGCUGGUUGCUACCACUGUCAGAUUAUUCUGAAGUCGUCCUGUGACAUUCGUGUCUAUGAGGUUGAAUGUGUGGUGAAUGCAGACCAGGCCGAUGCACAGCUCGAAUUUCUAUCUCCAGCUUACCAGAUGGUGACUCAGGAAAUUCCAAUUAGUAACUUAUCCUGUGAGGACUGGAGGUUUGAAGCAACUUUGGAAGGACAGUGUUUUCAUGGCCCUUCUGUAAUAAAUGUGCCUGUAGGCGAAACAGUUCAGUAUCCUCUCACGUUCAUGCCGGUUGCUGAGAGUGUAAUAAUGGGAAGGCUUAUUCUGAGAAAUGUUACAGCUGGAACUCAGAACAUCUUUAGUCUUAAGGGAAUAGGGAAGAAACCUCUGCCUCAGGAUUGCAUUGUGAUAGAGUGCCAAGUGGGAAAGGUCGCUCAUAAAAUCUUAUGGGUGCACAAUUAUACCAAGAAGAUGUUAAAAUACAAGGUGUAUUCCAAUCUCUCAAUGCUGAGUGGUGCCCCUGAUCUGACUGUCAACCCAGAGGACACCGCUGCUUACACUUUGAGUAUCUCUCCCUGCAGACGAGGAGUCUUUCAAGGUGUAAUUUCAUUUGUUGCUCAAGAUGAGGACCAACAGCAGCCUCAAGGCAGCAGCUCACCACAGAAGACAGAUGGUAAAAAGGCCCUUCAGAAACUGUCAGCAGGGACUCCACAAGCUCUUGAUGCAGGUAACUUUGGAGGAAGUUCUUCAAACUGCAAAGUGUGGUUCUCCUUGAAGAUUUACAGCACACCUGCAGCAGCAGAAAGGACAAUACAUGUGGACUGCAAAGCUCUGGAUACUGUUGGAAUUAAUAUUCCCAUCACUAAUCCUACCAAUAAAGUUCUCAAGAUGAGUGUGCUGCUGGACCAUCCAUCCCUUUUUGGAGAAAAGUCUUUCAUCCUCAGGCCCAAACAAACAUUUUCAUAUCACCUACAGUUUUCUGCAGCUGCUCUUGGCUCUUAUGCUGGAAGUGUCAUGUUCCGGUCAGAUGUGAUUGGGGAAUUUUGGUAUUCCCUGAAGUUCAACGUAGAGAAGCCAUCGCCAGCUGGGCUACCUGAUAUAGGAUGUGAGCUUGGAAAAUGGACUUAUGCAUACAUACCUCUUGCUAAUCCUACUCAUGAAACUCUGGUUCUACAAAUGGUUAACAGCGAUCCCAGCCAUUUUGCAGUUGAGGCUGACCCAAAACAACCUCUGACUAUUCCUCCUCAUUCCACCACCCAGCUGCCCGUGAGAUUCACUCCCUCUGCCCUUGGAAGACGCAAUCACAAGGCAACAGUAACCUUCAAAUGCCCAAAGUUUGGAGAGCGGAUAUUUCACCUGACAGGGUCUGGAAUUCCUCCUGCACGGAUGGAAGCAACCACCAUCAGUGCCUGCAUCGGCGAGUACUCCUCUGUCAUCGUAUCCUUCGAAAACCCAACUGCUGAAAACGUGGUGGUAGAUAUCCUGCUGGCAGAUCAGGGGCUGUUGAAUCAGCAUCUGAGUGCAUCUGUCCUGUCCCAGGCCACCUGUAAGGAAUCUGUUUUUCAUCUUCUGGUUAAACAGCCACAAGGAAUCCAUUUAGCUCCAAAAGAAAAACUGGAAAUCCCCGUGUUAUUCAUGCCAGCUGAAAUGAAAAUUUAUAAAGCAGUGUUGGUUAUUCAUGUAAUGAGGGAAAACGGUGAAAACUGGCCUUAUGAGGUUACUGCUGGAUCAAAUAAAGACUUAAACAGCAAUGUUACUGUAGCAGAGAAUGGGGAAACUCAGGGAAUACUUUGGAUCUAUCCAAUUAAUGGAACACCUGAAGCGCCACAGCAGAAAUCAGUUGUGAUCCGCUGUCAAGCCAGGCAGAGACUGGAACAGAGGGUAGAGCUGAUGCUGAUUGGUGUAAUGCCUGAUGCCACUGCUCUGCCUGACUCAGGGAAUUCUGCCACGGUCGAUUCGGAUGAGCCCAACACCCCAGAAGUCUCUGAUGGUUCCUCUGCAACACUGGAGUUUCUGUAUGAAUUGCAAUAUCAAUCAGAUGAAAUUAGAUCUCAGCUUGAAUCUUUGGUUGGUAUGCAGCUGGUUGAAAAAGAAUGGGAUACAGAAUCCAGAAUUGUAACGCUGAUCUUUAAUGUAGUGUUUGUACCUAACAAACCAAUGAGGAAUGAGGCAACUGUGAUAAUUCAGUGUGCUACAGGAGGCCUUUGGAAGUUUCCAUUGGUGUUCAUUGCCACGGAGCCAGAAGUGGAUGAUGUGAUCAACAUUGAAGCAGUUGGCCUGAAUAAAGAAUCCAUAGUUGGCUUUAAGCUCACAAGCCAGACAAGGUAA
Messenger RNA from Cyanistes caeruleus (blue tit), 9298 nucleotides. The record is from RefSeq and is a predicted model, not a curated record. NCBI's taxonomy places the organism in Eukaryota, Metazoa, Chordata, Aves, Passeriformes, Paridae.